Messenger RNA from Bradysia coprophila, 1391 nucleotides. It is a transcript of the gene CtsL4, whose product is annotated as Cathepsin L4. Gene Ontology annotation, molecular function: cysteine-type peptidase activity. Lineage: Eukaryota; Metazoa; Arthropoda; Insecta; Diptera; Sciaridae. Gene Ontology annotation, biological process: proteolysis. The record is from RefSeq and is a predicted model, not a curated record.
AGAAAUUGCAUUUUGUUAACGUAGCAAUUUAGAUUGCAACACCGUUAAUAAUCAUGUACUAUGUAGUUGAAUUUUGUACUCAUUAUACUGCAGAUGGUUUGCAUUCAUUUCCGAUUUUAUGUUCUACUUAAAUAUGUCAAUACACCUAGGAGUUUGGUUAUCGGUUUCAAUAGUUUUCCUUGCUUUUCAUUAUUCCAAUGCAAAUGAACCGAACGGUCCUACCGUUCAUUAUGAAACAUUCGACGAGUAUAAAAGUCGUUUAAACAAGACUUACUAUCAACGUUGGGCGGAAAGUCGAAGCAAAAAAGCGUUCGAGGAAAAUAUGAGACUCAUCCAGACGCACAAUACGUUAGCGAAGAAUGGUACAUACUCGUUUGAGCUUAGGUCAAAUGUAAUGGCUGACUAUACAAACUUACAAUAUCUACGUCGAUUUGUUCGCUUAACACACAGUAAUCGUCGAAAAGUGGAGGAUGUACCAAAUGAAAUGGUUGGUGCUUCCUUAUUCCAAGUCGAUACACUACCACAAUCAUUGGACUGGCGAGAAAAAGGAUUUCUAUUGCCACCUAACAAUCAAAAGUCGUGCGGUUCCUGUUACGCUUUCAGUAUCGCCCACAGCAUUUCGGGACAAGUAUAUAAGCGAACUGGACUGUUGAUUCCGUUAAGUGAACAGCAGCUUGUAGAUUGUAGCGCAUUGAUAGGAAAUCAUGGAUGUGCCGGCGGAUCAUUACGAAACACUUUACGCUACCUGGAACAAUGUGGUGGCUUGAUGAGAGAAAAAGACUAUCCAUACACUGCCAGUCAAAAUAUAUGCAAAUUUAAUCCAGAAUUAGCUGUUGUGAAUGUUACAAAUUGGGCAAUCCUUCCUUCACGUGACGAAGAUGCACUCAAAAAUGCAGUUGCUACUGUUGGACCUAUUGCUGUCUCAAUAAAUGCCGCUCCGAAAACGUUUCAGCUGUACAGUCGCGGGGUGUAUGACGACCGAGAUUGUUCGCCAGAUAAGGUGAACCAUGCAAUGUUACUGCUUGGUUACACACCAGAAUACUGGAUUCUGAAAAAUUGGUGGGGGAAAAACUGGGGUAACGAUGGUUACAUGAAAAUUAAACGUGGCGUUAAUCUGUGUGGAAUUGCGAAUUUUGCAGCCUAUGCUGUUGUCUAAAAACAACUGGAACAAUGUACAAUGCACACGCAAAGUUUGAAGCGAUAAUAAAAUAUUUAGAAGAAAAAUAACAUUUUUUUCACAUUUAAAAAUUUAUUUAUCAUCUCAGGUAUAAUCGAACAAAAAUAUUUGAUUCAUUGAGUUUCUUAUUUAGUUCACUAAGAAAUGUGUGAAUUCGGCUACAAAUAAUGAACUUUUCAACUUCUAAUGAUUUAGGAAAGAAGAAGUGCACUCC